Hydra vulgaris (swiftwater hydra) is the source of this 2862-nucleotide messenger RNA. Lineage: Eukaryota; Metazoa; Cnidaria; Hydrozoa; Anthoathecata; Hydridae. The record is from RefSeq and is a predicted model, not a curated record.
AUGGUGUUACCUAAGCAUUCAGCUUGGCACAAAAAAAAAGUAUCAAAACUAUUGAAAGAAAAAUUAAAAUUGUCAUGUUUAAAUGAAGUACCUUAUAUUCGGAAAGUUGUUGUAGCUAUUGAUGAUUUAUCAUGUCAUGAUAAACACCCUAUUGGAAAGGUAGAACUAAUUUCUCAAAUAAUCGAUCCUCAUAUUUCAAAAAAGAUUGAAGAAUAUGUUAUAGAAGGAAUAUACAAUAUAAGGGAAAUGAAGCACCUCCUUCGUUUGACAGUAAAAGAUACUUUUGGAAAUGAAAAUCUUCCUCCUUCGAAUAGCAGAAGAUUCUAUCCCAACACUGCAACCAUAAGAUCACAUAUAGUAAAAAUUAAAAAAAAGUUACGGCAUUCCAUGAUUGACCAAGAAUGUCUUUUCAUAAAAUGUGAAGAAUGGAAAAAAUGUGGUCCGUCUGUCAAAGUGUUUCUUAGACCAAACUGUAGUGGCGAAGAUGGUGGUGAUAAAUGUUCAUUUUUAUUUGUUUAUCAGUCACAGUGGCAACAACACCUUCUCGUGCGCUAUGGAACUGAGAUACUGCUACUUGAUGCCACAUACAGGACUACCAGAUAUUCUCUUCCUCUCUUCUUUUUAACUGUAAAAACUAAUUUUGACUACCAAAUAGUAGCCAGUUUUGUUAUUGAAUGUGAAACAAAACAAGCCAUCACAGAAGCGCUUCACAUAAUAAAAGAUUGGAACCCAUCCUUUCAACCUUCCUUUUGGAUGACUGAUUAUUGUACUGAAGAAAUGGAUUCAUUAGAAGCUGUUUUUCCAGGUUGCCGUGUUCUUAUAUGUGAUUUCCAUAGAGAGCAGGCAUGGCAUCGCUGGAUUGUCAAAAAAACAAACAACUGCUCAGAAUUUAAAGACUCAAUAAUUUCAAUGCUACGAAAUAUUGCAUGGGCACAAAAUGAAAAGAUGGCAGAUGCAGCAAUAGUUAAGCUAAAAUGUUCCAACUUUUGGUUGGACAACAAAUUUCAUAAAUUUAAGAAAUAUAUUACUAAUUAUUGGUUACAAAUUAAAGAAAAAUGGAUAUGGGGGUAUCGUCAGGAUCGAUUUUUAGUAAACCUUAAUACCAACAAUGGAAUCGAAAGGCAACAUGAAUCUUUUAAAUAUUCUUAUCUUCAAAGACAUAAAAGUUCAUCAAUUACUGGAAUGCUUACUCUUUUAAUAGAAGAGUUUUUUGCAGAUAAAUUUGAGAAAUAUUCAGAAUCUAAUUACAAAAUGGAUUGUCGAUUUAAACAAUACAAUUCUAAUGUACCUGAAUACUUGAUAAAUAGGCCACACCAUUUUAUUAAGCAUUGUUUAGCGAAGCAAAAUUUGGCUAACAACACUGAUCUAAAUAAAGUGCAAAUGAAAGAUCCUGGAGUAUUUGUAGUCAAUAGCUUUUCUAUUGCAAACAAAAAUUACCUUGUUAACUUUGGCGAUGAGAAGAACAUGCCAAAAUGUUCAUGUAAUGAUUGGUUUAAAUCUUCCUAUCUAUGCAAACACUUUUUUAUAAUUUUUAGAAAGUACCCACUAACAUGGGGAUGGGAGUCUAUAUUGUCUUUAUAUAGAAGUUCUCCAUUUUUAAAUAUUGACACAUUCACUAAUGAUUUUGUAUUAAGUAAAUCAAAUAUAAUCAAGUGUAACCAUGUGAAUCAUAAUAGUUUCAACUUAAUUAAUGACACUAUUUGCAGUACAACAACGAUAAAUCCAUACAAAGAUAGUACAAGAAAAAGAAGUUCUACAGCCUCUGAAGUCCGCAAAAUGCUAGCAACCAUAAAAAAUUUAACAUUUGAUUUUGAUGAAUCAUCAGAAGAACUAUCUGAUCUACAUGAAACACUUUCAAAUGUACUUAAAAAGCUUUAUCAAGCAAGAAAAAAAGAGAAAGGUCUACCAUUAAGCUCAGGUUAUGGUAUGCAUGAUUAUGUACACAAAAAACAAAAAAAUAUAGUUGAUUUACCUGUUGUUAAAAAAAAAUUGUAUUCCAAUCGUGUGGGUGAAAAAAAAAGAAAAGUUGAUGGUAGCCUCUAUAAUAAAAAUUGAAAGUAAUUUUUAUGAAGCACCAGUGCAGGAAUCAAUUAUUACUGAAGAUCAAAUAACUGGUGAAGAAACUUUUCAAACAAAUUCUUUUACAAAUAAUUAUUUAGGAAAAUCAGUUUUAUUUGAAAGAAAUUAUUCUUUACUUUCACAAGACGAUUUUGAAGACAUUUCGAAAAAUCGAAUGUUAUCUGAUACAGUUAUUAAAUGUUUUCAAGAUAUGUUAAAGAAAGCUAACCCUUAUGCAAAUGGACUUCAAGAUCCCAAAUUGGGACAAUUAUUAAAGUUUGAUGUUAUUGGUUCUUUACCAUUUGUACAAAUUAUAUAUAAUGGGGAUUACCAUUGGCUUGCCAUCAGUGCAUAUGGUUGUUCAUAUGGUGAAAUAAAUGUGCUUGAUAGUAACUUUCAUGGGUGUUUAAGCCUUGAAACACAAAAACAAAUAUGUGCCCUUUUAAAGUACAAAAAAGAUGAGAUUACAGUAAAAGUGCUUUCAGUACAGCAACAAGAUGGUGGUAUUGAUUGUGGUUUGUUUUCAAUAGCCUUUAUUGAAUUUAUUUUAUCACAAAACAGGUAUCCUAUAGAAGAUAUUUGGUUUGAUCAAACAAAGUUAAGAAAUCAUGCCCUUUCCUGUUUAAUAAAUAAUUUAAUAACUCCUUUUCCACUUACAAAUAGUGCAAGCCGUAGAUGCUCUCCAAAGGAAUUUAAAUUAAAACUGUACUGUUCUUGCAGGAUGAUUUGGAUUCCAUCAGAUAGAACAAUAUGUGGAAGGUUUUGUAUUGCAUGUUUUAUGUUUGUUAUGGAGUGUACAUAUAA